GAUGGAUUGUGUCGGCCAAUUUUGGAUUUAUCUUUAAGGAAGAUCAACGUGGCGGCCGUACCCAGACGACAGACUAGCAGCCAAGUAAGAAACUAAAACUAAUGCGCCUUUCCCUCUCUGUAUUUUUCUCUCUAUAUAUAUAUUCACCCUCUACAUGUAUACAUAAUUAUUGUUUCUGGUAUGGGAGGUGUAGUAGUGCAACUUUCGGAAACUGAAAACAGAAUCUUCCUGGGUUUUGUUUUCGUUUGGUUUUAGGUCAGAAUAUAUAGUAACAAAGAAAAAUUGUUUACCUAGUAAUAGUUAAAGUUUAUAUACUAAUAUGGAAGGAGACUUUUCAACAAGCACUGAAAAGCGCAAGCAAAGGCAACAACAGCAGCAAGAGAAGCCCUAUAGAGGGAUAAGGAUGAGGAAGUGGGGAAAGUGGGUGGCUGAGAUUAGAGAACCCAAUAAGAGGUCUAGAAUUUGGCUUGGUUCCUAUACUACUCCUAUUGCUGCGGCGCGUGCUUAUGACACCGCCGUGUUUUAUCUCCGUGGCCCUUCUGCUCGGCUUAACUUCCCGGAAUUAGUUUUCCAUGAGGAAGAUGAUGAUGUUCGAGACAUGUCUGCGGCUUCUAUACGCAAGAAAGCCACCGAAGUUGGAGCUAGGGUCGACGCGCUACAAACUUCUCUCCAUGCAUCAUCGCAAUCAAAGCCGUCUAGUCGUGCCUCGGAGCCGCCGGAUUUAAACGAGUAUCCGAACCCAGAAAACUCCGAUGAUGAUGAUUGAAGAGACGUUUCAGAAUUGGGGGUAAGCCUGUCUAUCAAUCAUUUUAUCCAGACUUCACCAAAGUGGAAGCUUUUUAUGUAUCAGGAAAAAAGUAUUUCUGAUGUAAAAAAGAUGAGAAAGAAAGAAAGAAGGACGAAGUUGAUGUUGGGUGUGAAAAUAGAAUCACUACCCGGUUUCUGUUUGAUAGGUAUAGAUUCUCAGUUUGUAACAAGAACUAAUCAGCAAUAGUUUUUAGUCAUAAAAUUAGUUUGUUUUUUCUUUUUCUUUUCUUCUUUUGAACUUGUUUCUAAAUAGUUUCAUAUGUUUUUUCUUUUUC
Molecule: messenger RNA, 1082 nt
Organism: Quercus robur (English oak)
Lineage: Eukaryota; Viridiplantae; Streptophyta; Magnoliopsida; Fagales; Fagaceae
Product: ethylene-responsive transcription factor RAP2-1-like
Exons: 1
Coding region: 320-766 (148 amino acids)
Biological process (GO): regulation of DNA-templated transcription
Molecular function (GO): DNA-binding transcription factor activity; DNA binding
Source: RefSeq, a predicted model, not a curated record